This is a messenger RNA of Clupea harengus (Atlantic herring), 1514 nucleotides long. It is a transcript of the gene acta1a, whose product is annotated as actin alpha 1, skeletal muscle a. The record is from RefSeq and is marked provisional. NCBI's taxonomy places the organism in Eukaryota, Metazoa, Chordata, Actinopteri, Clupeiformes, Clupeidae.
AGCAGCGGUUGAACUACUAGGCAGGAAACUCCACAGUAUCCAUCAAGAUGUGUGACGACGACGAGACUACCGCUCUUGUGUGCGACAACGGCUCCGGCCUUGUGAAAGCUGGCUUUGCCGGUGAUGACGCCCCCAGGGCUGUAUUCCCCUCCAUUGUGGGCCGUCCUCGUCACCAGGGUGUGAUGGUCGGUAUGGGACAGAAGGACUCCUACGUAGGAGAUGAGGCUCAGAGCAAGAGAGGUAUCCUGACUCUGAAGUACCCCAUUGAGCACGGUAUCAUCACCAACUGGGAUGAUAUGGAGAAGAUCUGGCAUCACACCUUCUACAAUGAGCUGCGUGUGGCACCCGAGGAGCACCCCACCCUGCUCACAGAGGCCCCACUCAACCCCAAGGCCAACAGAGAGAAGAUGACCCAGAUCAUGUUUGAGACCUUCAACGUCCCAGCCAUGUAUGUGGCCAUCCAGGCUGUGCUGUCCCUGUACGCCUCUGGCCGUACCACUGGUAUUGUGCUGGACUCCGGUGAUGGUGUGUCUCACAAUGUCCCCAUCUAUGAGGGUUAUGCUCUCCCCCAUGCUAUCAUGCGUCUGGAUCUGGCUGGUCGCGAUCUGACUGAUUACCUGAUGAAGAUCCUGACAGAGCGUGGUUACUCUUUCGUGACAACCGCUGAGCGUGAGAUCGUGCGCGACAUCAAGGAGAAGUUGUGCUAUGUGGCUCUGGACUUCGAGAAUGAGAUGGCAACCGCUGCCUCCUCCUCCUCCCUGGAGAAGAGCUACGAGCUCCCCGACGGUCAGGUCAUUACCAUUGGUAAUGAACGUUUCCGUUGCCCUGAGACCCUCUUCCAGCCUUCCUUCAUUGGUAUGGAGUCUGCUGGUAUUCAUGAGACUGCCUACAACAGCAUCAUGAAGUGCGACAUUGACAUCAGGAAGGACCUGUACGCCAACAAUGUCUUGUCCGGUGGUACCACCAUGUACCCUGGUAUUGCUGACAGGAUGCAGAAGGAGAUCACUGCUCUGGCCCCCAGCACCAUGAAGAUCAAGAUCAUUGCCCCACCUGAGCGUAAGUACUCCGUCUGGAUUGGUGGCUCCAUCCUGGCUUCCCUGUCCACCUUCCAGCAGAUGUGGAUCACCAAACAGGAGUACGAUGAGGCAGGCCCCAGCAUUGUCCACCGCAAAUGCUUCUAAGCGAACGAAUCACCCCAUGGAUCAUUUCUUGCUCAGGAACCAACGACAGCCCGCUGCUGUUAUUAUGGGACAAUUUUGUACAAGUUUUUUUUCCAGCCAACGAUUUGUUUUACAAUGACGCGAAACUGAGAGGAUUUCAGCCUCUACAAACACAUCAAGAAAUGUCAUCCUUUGAAUGUAUGCUUGUAGAGGGUGCAAGCAACCUAACUGGGGAACAUCAGGGUUAUAGACUGUUGCCUUGCUUGUAUUCUUAAAGUUGGUCAAUUGUAGUCCUAUUAUCGGUUCUAUCUUCCAGAUCAAUAACACCAACAGGAAAUAAAACUUAUGAACUAU